Condylura cristata (star-nosed mole) is the source of this 3422-nucleotide messenger RNA. RefSeq names its product BMP binding endothelial regulator (gene BMPER). Gene Ontology annotation, molecular function: protein binding. The transcript is spliced from 15 exons. The record is from RefSeq and is a predicted model, not a curated record. Lineage: Eukaryota; Metazoa; Chordata; Mammalia; Eulipotyphla; Talpidae. Bases 131 to 2188 code for a protein of 685 amino acids.
CCCGCCUCCCUCCUUCGCGGACUGUCUCCCGACUCGCCGGCAGAGAGCCCUUUUUGACUGCAAGCAGCGGCAGCCGAGCUGAGGCGGCGGCGCGGGACCUGCAGUCGCCCGGGAUUCCCUCCAGGUGACGAUGCUCUGGUUCUCCGGCGUCAGGGCUCUGGCUGAGCGUCCCUGCCGGCGCUCGCCCGGGAUUACCUGCUGCGUCUUGCUGCUGCUCAAUUGCUCGGGGGUCCCCAUGUCUCUGGCUUCCUCCUUCUUGACAGGUUCUGUUGCAAAAUGUGAAAAUGAAGGUGAGGUUCUCCAGAUCCCAUUUAUCACGGACAACCCUUGUAUAAUGUGUGUCUGCUUGAACAAGGAAGUGACCUGUAAGAGAGAGAAGUGUCCUGUGCUGCCGAGAGACUGUGCCCUGGCCGUCAAGCAGAAGGGUGCCUGUUGUGAGCGGUGCAAAGGUUGCACCUAUGAAGGGACUACUUAUAACAGCUCCUUCAAAUGGCAGAGUCCUGCAGAACCCUGUGUCCUGCGCCAGUGUCAGGAAGGCGUUGUCACAGAGUCCGAGGUACGGUGUGUCGUUCACUGUAAAAACCCUUCCAAGCAUCUGGAAUCCUGUUGCCCCACGUGUCCAGGCUGUGUGUUUGAGGGUGUGCAGUAUCGAGAAGGGGAGGAGUUUCAGCCAGAAGGAAACAGAUGCACCAAGUGUACCUGCAUUGGAGGCAGGACACAGUGCGUGAGAGAAGUCUGUCCCACUCUCUCCUGUCCCCAGCACCUUAGCCACAUCCCCCCAGGACAGUGCUGCCCCAGAUGCUUGGGGCAGAGGAAAGUGUUUGAUCUCCCAUUUGGAAGCUGCCUCUUUCGCAGUGAUGUUUAUGACAACGGAUCAUCCUUUCUUUACGACAACUGCACUUCAUGUACCUGCAAGGACUCUACUGUUGUGUGUAAGAAGAAGUGUGUCCACGCUGGCAGCUGUGACAGAGGCGAGGCUGCUUGUUGUGAAGAGUGCCUCUUACGCGUGCCUCCAGAGAACGUCAGAGUGUGCAAGUUUGGCAACAAGAUUUUCCGGGAUGGAGAGAUGUGGCCCUCCGUUAACUGCUCCAUCUGUGCUUGUGUGAAAGGCAGGACGGAGUGUCGGAAGAAGCAGUGUGUUCCUGUCAGCAGCUGCCCACAGGGUAAAAUUCUCAACAGAAAAGGAUGUUGUCCUAUUUGCACUGAAAAGCCUGGCGUUUGCACGGUAUUCGGAGAUCCCCACUACAACACUUUUGACGGACGGACAUUUAACUUUCAGGGGACGUGUCAGUACGUUUUGACAAAAGACUGCUCCUCCCCUGCCUCGCCCUUUCAGGUGCUGGUGAAGAACGAUGCCCGCAGGACCCGCUCCUUCUCCUGGACCAAAUCUGUGGACCUGGUGUUGGGCACCAACACCAUCAGCCUCCAGCAGCACCUGACUGUGCGCUGGAACGGCUCGCGCAUCGCACUGCCCUGCCAGGCACCACACUUCCACAUCGACCUGGAUGGCUACCUCUUGAAAGUGACAACCAAAGCAGGUCUGGAAAUAUCUUGGGAUGGAGACAGUUUUGUGGAAGUUAUGGCUGCCCCGCAUCUCAAGGGCAAGCUCUGUGGUCUUUGUGGCAACUAUAAUGGACAUAAGCGUGAUGACUUAAUCGGUGGAGAUGGAAAUUUUAAAUUUGAUGUGGAUGACUUUGCUGAGUCUUGGAGGGUGGAGUCCAAUGAGUUCUGCAACAGACCCCUGAGAAAACCUGUGCCGGAACUGUGUCAAGGGACAGUGAAGGUCAAACUCCGGGCCCAUCGAGAAUGCCAGAAACUCAAAUCCUGGGAGUUUCAGACCUGCCACUCCACUGUGGACUAUGCCACUUUCUACCGGUCUUGCGUGACAGACAUGUGUGAAUGUCCAGUUCAUAAAAACUGCUACUGUGAGUCAUUCCUGGCAUAUACACGAGCCUGCCAGCGAGAGGGCAUCAGCGUUCACUGGGAGCCUCAGCAGAACUGUGCAGCCACCCAGUGUAAGCACGGUGCUGUGUAUGAUACCUGCGGCCCAGGAUGUGCCAAGACCUGUGACAACUGGAAUGAGAUCGGGCCAUGCAAUAAGCCGUGUGUUGCAGGCUGCCACUGUCCAGCAAACUUGGUCCUGCACAAGGGAAGGUGCAUCAAGCCAGUCCUUUGUCCUCAGCGGUGACCUUUGUUCUGCUCCUUAAGACUUUGAAACCUGGUGUCCUUGACACUGAAGUGGAAGAGCCAAUGAAGGACUGCAAUAUUUGUGUGCUGAUUCUGCAAUUACACACACACACACACAGAGUAUAUAUGUGUACAUAUAUAUAUAGAUAUAUAGAUAUAUUCAGAAACAUUUCAUCAUUUAUAUAAGCUAGAGAUGGAUAAUUAUAUGUAUAUUUUUUGCUAUAAGACAUGUAUUAUUUCUAGGAUCCUAAUCUGUAAUCCAUUGGAUACAUUGUAUAAAUAAACCAGGUGUUUUUAAUUUAAAUAAGGCAGCAUGCAGACAUACUGGGUGGUUUUAACAUCACAAACAUUUGUCAUUUUUAAGGAAGUUUUCUAAGAAACCUAUAUUGCCUGCCUGCACUAAUUUUAGCUUUGAAUCAGGAUUUGCAGUUGAGUUGGAAUACUUUGCUGGAGAAGAAAAGACUUCUCUAGGGGCAAUUCAUGGUUCCAAAACCAGGAAUGCAUGCCUAGAGAGAUGGCUGGUGAUUGGCGACAGGCCCUAAUGGUGCAUGUCAAGCGAGGGAUAGGCCGUUAGGCUCUAUCGGGUCAUGGUCUGGUGUUAUUUCCAAAACUGAUUGGCUAGUUAUCAAGAAAUACAUACUUGUCUCUAGAGCAUAACCAAAGAAACAAAUGACUCCUGUCAUCUCUGCUUUUCCCUGCAGUUCCUAAUUAUGUAUGUGUGUAUGAUGGACACAUCCACAUAUCUGUCACAUGUGAAGCUAAGGUGUGUCUGGGUGACAUGUUAGUUUAUUGAGCAUGAACAAAAAUUUUAGAACAAAAAUUUAGAAACUGUUGCACCACAUCUGAAAACAAACAUGUUUUUGGAUCUCUGAGCAAUUUGGGAUCAGCAGAUCUAAUGAACUGAUGUGUACCAGUGAUAUUCUGUUACUAGUCUAUGUAUAAAAUGAAAAGUCUUUAAUUAUUUCUAGAGAAUUCCUCUACUGAUGCUAUUUGGUGAGUAUUAACCCGUCUUACUUAUCAGGCAGUGAGAAAAUCUUUACUGACUGCACGAUCAGUCCAAAGAAUGGAAUGUACUUGCUCUGAUUUGCUGAUACAUUACUACUAGUCACCACCUGAUUUUCCUGACAUUUGCUUUCAGUUGAAUAAGUGAAAAUGUCAACAAAAUAAAGCCCACUGAUAUCUAAAAAUAAAAUGUUCUGCAUUGUAGUAAAUAAAGGGCUCAAGAUUUAAAACAA